AUGUACUCACAUUCUCAAAGAGCUAACUGGUUCCAGAUAACACUUUCCAGAACACUCCAGCAAUUUGGUAUAAGGGACCAAGGUUUGGCGUCCUUAAGGAAUCUUGGAGUAGCAGCACAUCCCCGUACAGUCAAGGCUGCAACACAAUCGUCUGCUGCUUUUCAUUUAGAUAAUGUUACCAGUUUCUUUCAGGAAGUGGUGGAAAAUGAACAUUUUCUUGUGUUCUGCAUAGAUGACUACCAUAACAUUCACACAGAACAUCAUCCUGAAGCAAAAACACAAACACAAGCAGUUCAUAUGAGCAUGUUGUUAGUAAAAGUGUUCCCAAAUGUUAAAACCAUCUUGAAGGAAGGUCUUCACACACCUUUGUUACCCCCCACUCCAGUUCAGCCUGAACAGUUGUAUCGACAAAUUCACAGAUUGUUAGCAAUAUGGCUGGUCUAUCACAGAGCUAUGCCACAAAUAUGCCAGAUUGGGUGCUAG
This is a messenger RNA of Paramuricea clavata, 483 nucleotides long. The record is from the annotation of a GenBank genome assembly. NCBI's taxonomy places the organism in Eukaryota, Metazoa, Cnidaria, Anthozoa, Malacalcyonacea, Plexauridae.